CUCCAUGUUUAAAUUAAAUAAGUUUAAAAAUACGUUAAAUUUAAGAAAUUUAAGAAAUAUUUACACUCUAUCAUCUGAUGAGUUGUUAUUGAAAGAUUCAAUUACGAAGCUAGCAAAUAACGACGUAAGACCUCUAGUCAGACAUAUGGAUGAGGCUGAGCAGAUGGAUAAAUCCAUUAUAAACAAGCUAUUCAAUAAUGGUCUCAUGGCUAUCGAAGUUGACUCCAAGUACGGUGGCUCAGACUGCUCAUUCAUGUCUGUCAUCCUCACCAUAGAGGAACUAGCAAAGGUAGACCCUUCAGUUAGCGUCAUGUGUGACGUACAAAAUACCCUCGUUUGUACCGUCUUCAACAAAUACGCUACAGAGAGUCAAAAAUCUCACUAUCUACCACAACUUUCGACAGACAAGAUCGGCUCGUUCUGUCUUUCUGAACCUGCAUCGGGCAGUGACGCUUUCGCUCUACAAACUAAGGCUACAAAGGUAGAUGGUGGUUAUAAGCUCAAUGGUACGAAAAUGUGGAUCACAAACGCUGCAGAAGCUGAAAUAUUCCUUAUUUUCGCAACUAUCGACCCUUCCCUUGGAUAUAAAGGAAUCACUUGCUUCAUCGUAGACAAAGAACAAGGCGUUGAAAUCGCUAAAAAGGAGCAAAAGCUGGGUAUCAGAGCAUCAUCCACUUGUGUGCUCAACUUUGACGACUUAUUCGUCCGUGAUGACCAAGUCAUGGGUGAAAUCGGCAAGGGAUACAAGAUUGCCAUUGAUAUACUCAAUGAGGGUCGCAUUGGCAUUGCGGCUCAAAUGAUCGGCCUCGCACAAGGCGCUUUCUCUGCUUCUGUGCCAUACACAUACCAACGUAAGCAAUUUGGUAAGCCAGUCGGUGAAUUCCAAGGCAUGCAAUUCUCUUUUGCUGAAGCAUAUACCCAAAUUGAGGCAGCGAAACUCCUAACAUAUAGUGCGGCAAGGUUGAAAGAACAAGGUGAAUCAUUCACGAAGGAAGCCGCAAUGGCAAAAUACUACUCGUCCAAGGUUGCCCAAGCUGUCUCAGGUAGUGCCAUUGAAUGGGCCGGUGGUGUUGGUUUCACUAGAGAAACUGGUAUUGAGAAGUACUGGAGAGACUCAAAGAUCGGUGCCAUCUACGAGGGUACCAGCAACAUUCAGCUCAAUACUAUAGCUAAGUUCAUUCAAAAGGAAUAUAGUGAUGUAUAAGGUGUUACAAGUGUUACGACCAUCACGAGAAACUAUAUAUCAACGAAUGUAAUUUUUCAUGAAUGUUUUUAUGACAACAAUAAUGAGUAACCUGACUCAUAAUACUUCCCUGAAGAACUUUGAAAAAUUCAUUUUAGCCCCUUCUAAUAGGCUUAACUUUUGUCUUAUCAAAUUCGACAAACUUUUCGUUACCAACCUUGGUAGACAAAUUGAAUGCUCUUUUUGGGGUUUCACUUUUGCUCAAAUCAAUAGACAUACGCUUUGAUCUUAGAGUUGAGCUUCUGUUCUCCCUUGCAGCUAUAGAUGGGCUAUUGAUCGAUUUGACUGGUAUGGAUAGUGUGCGCUUGUGUCCUGGUGUGUUUGCAAAUGUAUCUACCGAGGGGCGUCUAGUAGGUACCUUCUCGUUACUUUCUUGGCUCUCACUGCCAGUUCUUAAUCUACUCGCACGUGUUUGUCGAGGUGUAAUUGAUGGUGCCUUUACACUCUUCACAUCUAACGCUAAAGACUGACGUUUAUGCCCAGGUGUAUUACCAAAGUCAACAGGUGUACUACUCGUGCGCCUUCUUUGAGGUGUUGAUGUUUCGGUUUCUGAACCGCGACGAAGGUGUGAAGCCCGUGUCUGACGUACUUCAAACUUAGGUGUUGAUAAAGACUUCGGUGUGGGUAUAUUACGACGUUCUUCGUUCUCCUUGGAUGUGCUGCUCAAACUCUCACGUGAUGUCGUACGCUUUGGUGGUGGUGUGAUACCCAUACGUAACAUUGCAGCUCUACUCAAUUGUGGUUGAAUACUAGGACGACGAUUGGUUGAAGGAGCUUUACGAGCUUUGAAAGGUGUGUUUGUCUCAGAUAUCGCGUCCAAUGAGGAACUCACUGAGAGUGACUUCAAUUGCUCAUCUAUCGCGUUAUCAGUCGUAUCUGACACGAUAUUCGCGUUCGGGUCUUCGUUUGUGGUAUCUUCGCUCUUAUCAUUUUCUGCGCCUUGGUUGAGUAUACCUCCAAAUGCGGUGUCAAUGAGUGCACGUCCUUCUUCUGAUUCAACGGUUUGUUGUUCAACUAGGUUUGCAGUUUCAUUCAAUGGUUCACUCAAUAAAACUACUUGUUUGUCAUUCAAUCUACUUGAUUUACCCUCUUCCACUUCAAUUGGCUCAUUGAGUAUAGCCACGUGCUUUAUGCCCUCCAAUAUUGACGCCUGCGUCAUUUUAUUAUUAAGUUGUGA
Molecule: messenger RNA, 2420 nt
Organism: Wallemia mellicola CBS 633.66
Lineage: Eukaryota; Fungi; Basidiomycota; Wallemiomycetes; Wallemiales; Wallemiaceae
Product: mitochondrial acyl-CoA dehydrogenase
Exons: 12
Coding region: 5-1204 (399 amino acids)
Cellular component (GO): mitochondrion
Molecular function (GO): acyl-CoA dehydrogenase activity; flavin adenine dinucleotide binding
Source: RefSeq, a predicted model, not a curated record